Messenger RNA from Dioscorea cayenensis subsp. rotundata (Guinea yam), 1318 nucleotides. Its product is annotated as L10-interacting MYB domain-containing protein-like. The record is from RefSeq and is a predicted model, not a curated record. The coding region runs from base 79 to 1080 and encodes 333 amino acids. The transcript has 3 exons. NCBI's taxonomy places the organism in Eukaryota, Viridiplantae, Streptophyta, Magnoliopsida, Dioscoreales, Dioscoreaceae.
UUUUUUUUUUUAUAUCCUUAUCUUUCUCUAUAUUUCUAUCUCUAUCUCUAUCUUUAUCUCUAUCUCUUCAUUGGGAUAAUGCUAACAACGGAGGAACGCCGGGAGAGGAGAAGAAGAAAAGGAAAGCCUUUCAAUUUCGAGAUUGGGGAGAUACAGACAAAGAUUAUGGAUACCAUUACAGCUGCAGGGCCAUUGCGUAGUAGGUUAUUUUGGACUACUGAAAUGGAUAAAGUUUUUCUGUCAUUGUUGGUCGAGCACGCCCCUAACAGAGAUAAGGAGGGUUCAACAUUCAAAAGAGAAGUAUGGCUGGACAUGCUGGUUAGAUUCAACGAGAAGACAGACAUGAAUAUUGAUACUGAUCAACUGAAGAACCGGCUGAGAUUCUAUAGACAUGAGUACAGGACUGUAAUGUUUCUCAGGAGUCUCCCUGAGUUCGGUUGGGAUGAGAAAAAACAACUCGUGGUCGCUGAUGAAGCUUGCUGGAGCAAAAGCAUUACUAAACAUAGGGCAGCAAAGUUUUACAAACAAAAACCAGUCACUUGUUUUCGAGAGCUGGAGAUCAUUUUUGGUCCAUCAAAAGACAAUGGGAAUCGAUCAUGCUCUGGUCAAGACACUGAUGCAUUGGAGGAAGACACGAUCGAGGGGAUGGAUGGAUUUGAAGCAACCGAAGUAUCUAACCUAAAUGUAGUAUCGAAAGAUGAGAAUAAUGAUCCUAGUGAGCCUUCCACUACUCCAAACACAACAAACUUGUUGACAGCACAACCUCCACAGCAAUCAAACAUCAUCAAUCAUCGCAAAAGACACCGAUCAUAUUCCGGUGUGACACUGACGUCAAACAGACAUCAAGACAUUUCUGAGAGGAAGGUAGAGUCAGUACCUGCGAGUUUAGGGACUGAUCCAUUCAAAUGCUUGGAUAAAUGCAUAAGUGAGCUGAAUAUGAUGGAAGGUUUGGAUGAUGACCUUUACGUCAAAACAUUAAUCAUAUUGAGAGAUGAAUACAACAGAUGUGUAUUCCUAAGGACAAAUGGCCACAGACGUCUAGCUUGGCUACGGGUUGCUACUCGCGUCGCAGAUGUUUAGCUGCACUUACACUCUUCAUUUAUAGUUUUAUUUUUCUUUAUUUAACCUUUUAUUAGACUAGUUAGCUUAGUGAAAUUACAUGCCUAAGUGUAGCAUCAUUGUACAUGCUUAUGAAUGACAUCCAAAUUUCUUAUUGACUUAUGUGUCUUAAGUUUUUAGGGUUCUCACAGUAGUACAUAAAGUUCUGUAAAUAUGUAGACUGGCAUAUAAUUCAAUUUUAUUGGGUAUUUUUCAGGAA